Molecule: messenger RNA, 2110 nt
Organism: Hordeum vulgare subsp. vulgare (domesticated barley)
Lineage: Eukaryota; Viridiplantae; Streptophyta; Magnoliopsida; Poales; Poaceae
Product: putative ubiquitin-conjugating enzyme E2 38
Exons: 8
Coding region: 87-1769 (560 amino acids)
Molecular function (GO): ubiquitin conjugating enzyme activity
Source: RefSeq, a predicted model, not a curated record
CCCCAAACCCCCCCGUCCUCUCCCCGCGCCGGCCUCGCCGGAACCCUAGCCGCCGCGCCGGCGAUCGAGGGCGAUCGCAUUGGCCGAUGGCGACCCACCCGUACAAGAGGGGUUACCUGUGCGCGGGGAGCUCCUCGUUCGACGACCCCGACGUCGUCGAGGUGUCGCCGGCCGCCGCCGCCGCCGCCGGCGGGUGGAACCCCGCCCACCAGAAGAGGAAGCGGAGCCAGGUUGUUCCUCAUGAAAUAAUUGAAAUUGACGAUGAUCCUGAUGGUGUUGUCAUUAUUGGUGAGAAAACACCAGUUGAAAAGAAUAAACAUUCAGUUGGAUGUCCUCUUGUUUGGCCAAAGCAUGUCAAGUAUAGUGUGGCUGGUGACACUGCCGGACCAAGCACCUAUGCUUCAAACAGUGCUGCCAUUAUGGGUGGUUUUAAGAAAGUUACUGCCGAACCAAGCACCUAUGCUUCAAACAGCGCUGCCAUUAUGGGUGGUCUCAAAGAAGUUACCUCCGGAUCAAACACCUAUGUUUCAAGCAGUACUGCCGUUAAGUAUGCUUUCCAUAAAAAAUAUGUGGAAACCACAGCCUACCAUGAUUAUGAUGACUACCAUUUUGACGCAUUCGAGGAAGAGGAAGACUUUGCUUACGAGGAAGAUGACUACUACGAAAACUAUGAGUUUGAUGAUACACUUUAUGAGAGUGAAUAUAACUAUAAUCUAUCUGCCAACUCUGAUGGCUUGGAUAUCCCGCCUGCAGUGGAUGCUCCUUCACUAUGGCUGCAGAAGACUUCCGCUGAGAUGUCGAAUAAUUCCAAACCCAUCCCAAUCUUGGAUGAUAAAGUUGAUGAAAAAUACAACACAUUUAAGCAAUUUGAUACUGUUGAUGGUCAUAGUGAUCAUUAUUUUGCGAAACCAGAGUUAAGGAAAGCUCUGGUAGUGAAGAAGCCAUCAAAAGACUGGGCAAAGCGCAUUCAGCAUGAGUGGAAAGUCUUGGAAAAAGACUUGCCAGAUACCAUAUUCGUGAGGGCCUACGAGGAUAGAAUGGACCUUCUUAGAGCUGUCAUUAUGGGUCCAGCAGGCACUCCUUACCAUGAUGGGCUCUUUUUCUUUGACAUUUACUUCCCUCCGCAAUAUCCAAACACACCUCCACUUGUUAACUACCGUUCUGGUGGGCUGCGGCUUAAUCCGAACCUGUAUGAUUGUGGAAAGGUGUGCCUUAGCCUGUUAAACACCUGGGCUGGUAGUGGAUGUGAGAAAUGGAAUCCAUCGAAUUCAACCAUGCUGCAGGUCCUUGUCUCCAUUCAGGCUCUGGUUUUGAACGCCAAACCUUAUUUCAAUGAGCCUGGGUAUGCUAACUCAGCUAACACACCUGCCGGGGAGAAGAGAUCCCUAACUUAUAACGAGGACACCUUCCUGCUGUCCUGCAGGACGAUGUUGUAUUCUCUCCGAAAUCCACCAAAGCAUUUUGAGGAUUUUGCCACCGGCCAUUUCCGCAAGCACGCGCACAACGUCCUGGUGGCCUGCAAGGCCUACCUGGACGGCGCCCAGGUCGGGUGCCUCGCCGGGAACGGGGUGCAGGACGUGGACGAGGGCGACAAGAGCUGCUCGCUCAAGUUCAAGACCUCCCUCAAGAGGCUCUUUGAGGAGCUGCUGAUGGCGUUCACGGUGAAGGGAGCAGACUGCGGCAAGUUCCUGUCGGAGAAGGCGAAGAAGUCGGCCGCCUCCACCUCCACCUCCAGAGGGCCGCCGGCAGACACCACGCUGAGGCUAUAAGCAGUGGUCGCCAGCCGAGCCGAGCCAAAAUGGUUAGCAAUAAUAUCGUCCAUGGAAGCGAUUCUAGGGUUGUCGAGCCUAGCUGUAACUCCUGUCCUCGAUGGUCCGAUAGGAGGCGCGGGAGAGGGGAAAAUCUGAUUGUUUUUGUGUAUAAAUAGUCUUAUAUGUACAUAUGCGUCCCCCCGGCCUAGCUCUUCCGGUGAACAUAAUCCGUCAGUACGUUUAGGAACAAAGUAUCAUCAUCGUGAGCACUCAGCACCAUCCACCACCUGUGAGACUUUUAUGAUUAAUGUCACCGUCCUAGGCUUAAUAUACAUAAUAUCUGAUGGAGUUUGUCAGCA